Pundamilia nyererei is the source of this 2750-nucleotide messenger RNA. It is a transcript of the gene drd5a, whose product is annotated as dopamine receptor D5a. Gene Ontology annotation, cellular component: plasma membrane. The transcript has a single exon. Gene Ontology annotation, molecular function: dopamine neurotransmitter receptor activity, coupled via Gs; G protein-coupled receptor activity. The record is from RefSeq and is a predicted model, not a curated record. Gene Ontology annotation, biological process: positive regulation of MAPK cascade; G protein-coupled dopamine receptor signaling pathway; adenylate cyclase-activating adrenergic receptor signaling pathway. The coding region runs from base 360 to 1742 and encodes 460 amino acids. Lineage: Eukaryota; Metazoa; Chordata; Actinopteri; Cichliformes; Cichlidae.
GCAGUGUCAGUGUAUGCGCACAGCCCUGGCUAAGUUAGUGUGUUGGGACUCCCUCCUUACCCACGCUACGCUCAGGAUAUCUUGUGCAGAAAGCUUCAAAGUGGAAGCCAGGUCAGACGAUCCGACCGUAAAGGCUGCAACAUGCGCCCGCCACUACGUGCUGCGUUUCAGCCCCUCAGCGCACCUGACACGUCGCCUGGCUCACUUUUAACACGCGCAAUUGUCUCGUUCCCUCUGUUUCGCACUCCACAUAAGGCUGGCAGCCAGGCUGAUCAUUGGGGACAAAACGAUGGCUGGCCGAUAACUGAGCCCGUCCCCGCGCACGGAGCAAUGGACUUCAGUUUUACUUGAAGAAGCAAAUGGAGAAUCCAGCAAAGUAUCUCUCGUCAGUGCAGGGUAUUGACUCUGCGCGGGCACCCCUCGGAGAGAUUAUGUGGAACAGUACUGAAACUGAGGCAAAAAGCGACGGGAGAAGGGAUAUGGUGGCACGCACAGUGACGGGCUGUCUGCUUUCUCUGCUUAUCCUAUGGACCCUGCUGGGGAACAUCUUGGUGUGUUCCGCGGUGCUGCGCUUUCGGCACCUACGGACCAAAGUCACCAACAUUUUCAUCGUGUCCCUAGCGCUGUCGGAUUUAUUCGUAGCCGUCCUGGUUAUGCCCUGGAAAGCUGUGGCAGAAGUAGCUGGCUAUUGGCCGUUUGGCACUUUCUGUAAUGUGUGGGUUGCUUUUGAUAUUAUGUGCUCCACCGCUUCCAUCCUUAACCUCUGCAUUAUCAGCGUGGAUAGAUACUGGGCCAUCUCCAGUCCCUUCCGCUACGAGAGGAAAAUGACCCAGCGAGUUGCCUUUGUUAUGAUUAGCAUCACUUGGACGUUGUCUGUGCUCAUUUCAUUCAUACCGGUCCAGCUAAACUGGCACAAAGCCAGCGGUGACGACAUGGUUGGGGCGCACAACUCUUCCAUAAGUAGGCAGGUAGAGGAAAACUGCGACUCCAGUCUGAGCAGAGAGUAUGCGAUAUCCUCCUCCUUGAUAAGUUUUUAUAUCCCAGUGGCAAUUAUGAUUGUAACAUAUACCAGGAUAUAUCGGAUUGCGCAAAUACAAAUUAGAAGAAUAGCCUCUCUGGAGAGAGCGGCAGAACAUGCGCAAAGUUGCAGGACCAACAGAAUAGAGUGCCAACACCACAACACACUGAAAACGUCGAUUAAACGUGAAACCAAAGUGUUCAAAACUCUGUCGGUGAUCAUGGGUGUCUUUGUGUGUUGCUGGCUACCUUUCUUCGUUUUAAACUGCAUGGUCCCGUUCUGCGACAGGCCGGCGGCAGACCGGGAUGCGGGUCUUCCGUGCGUAAGCGAGACGACCUUUGACGUCUUCGUGUGGUUCGGCUGGACCAACUCCUCCCUGAAUCCCAUCAUAUACGCCUUCAACGCUGAGUUCAGGAAGGCCUUCGCCAGCCUCUUGGGCUGCCGCUAUUUCUGCUCCAACACACCAGUGGAAACUGUUAACAUCAGCAACGAGCUGGUGUCGUAUAACCAAGAUACCCUCAUCCACAAAGAAAUCGCGAACGCUUAUGUGAAUAUGAUCCCCAAUGUCGUUGAAUGUAUCGAGCAUGAGGAGACUUUCGACAGGAUUUCACAAUUUUCUCACAACCACGAAAACGCCACCGACUCGGUUUGUGACCUGGAGGACUGCGAGGCAGACAUCAGCCUUGACAGGAUGUCACCAUUCACACCCAAUGGAUUACACUGACUCCACACCUUGUCUCUCCCCGUGCGUAACUGGAUGUAUUGAUAAUAAUUUCAUUGUUCACUCAGCUCUUUGCCUCUUCACAGGAGGUUUCUGUGCAGCAGCCCUUGCUUCUGGGUUCAGGGCUGUCUUGGAACCCUCUAACGGACACUUAAGCAGGGGCAUGUCUCUGCAGCCACAAGGCCAACCUGACAUGAAAUGUGAUGUUGUCUUGUUGUCUGAAACAAAUUUGAUGUGUAGGUGUUUAUUUAAAUGACAAGUGAAGUCUGUGUUCCUUUGUUCAAGGUUUAGUGUUGCUAAAGCUGUUGUUUACUCAGAGGCUUUAAUGGCAUCAUCGUCUAAUGUCCAUCAUGACUGAGGGAAAGUGUUUGUAAAAACAAGACUCUUUGCUGCUUAAUAACUUCAUGUGUAUCCAGUGUUCGCCUUUCCACUGAGUAUGAAAACUGGGGGAAAGCCUUACAGACAGUGAAACCAAGACAGUCAAAUGCAGUUAUUUCAGAGCCUUAUAGCUUAUUCAAAUAACAGCUUUGAGACAUAAAAGGAAUGUGUCCUGUAGAAUUCAAGUUACACAAUGCCAAAAUGCAGUAUUAAAGCGUUUUGCCACUGCACCACCCCAGUGACUCUUCCAACAUGCCUGGAUGAUAAAAAUCACAUAAUCUAAUGCUAUAAAUACAAAAAAGGGGAAUCUGUGUGCAUUACUACUUUUUGUGAUCAUUUAUUUCUCAUUGAGGCCAAAACUACUGUAAUGCUUCUGCUUUAUGAGCCCGAUUCAACUCUGACUGAAAUAACUAAAAGGAGAAAGAUUGACCAAAGACUUCAAGGAGAGCAUUGAUAGACACAACAAGGGUGCAGUGUCAUGUCAGCUAGAGGAAAUGUUACUAUAGAAGCCUAAAUACAUGUGUGGCCAUUGGCCCAACACAACUGGAUGUCAUGCAUCACCUCUCCCACAUUUCUCUCUUAUCUUUGUACUGUACAGAUGACCUGAUCUGAAUGUAUACUACUGUCCUUUAA